Caretta caretta (loggerhead turtle) is the source of this 4185-nucleotide messenger RNA. The record is from RefSeq and is a predicted model, not a curated record. NCBI's taxonomy places the organism in Eukaryota, Metazoa, Chordata, Testudines, Cheloniidae.
UGCGGAUACAGACUAAUACGGCUGCUACUCUGAAACUUUUCACAUUGUCUUACUUCUGUGCUGCUGCUGGGAUGGUGCGCCCUUCAGAGCUGGGCACCCAGUCAGCAGUCGCUGCUCUCCACUCUGCCUUCAGAGCUGUGUGGUGGUGGGGUGUGUGCAGUGUAAAUUACUACAAACACAAAGAAGGGGGACCCAAUCAAAUAAGUUUGAGAGCCCCUGUGCUAGACAAAUAGUGGAAGGUGGGAAUCUGAUACCUGACACUGUACACAAGGCCAAAUUGCCUGUGUGUGUAAAAGGGCGGGGAGGGAGGAGGAAACCACACACCACCAAACAAGAACCCUUUGGGCAGCUGCCAGAUGAAAUGGGGAAAAGAGAGGAUUGCAACUCGGUUUUAGGGCUUGUCUAGAUAAAUAGUUAAGGUGUAGCAAGCUGGGGUGUAAAUCUACAGUGCUCCAGCAUGCCACACACUUACUGUUCAUGUGUACUUACUGCUGCACAAUAACACAAGGUGCACUAGGGAACUUUUAGUGUGCAGCAGCAGGGUCCACACAGACUGUCACUGCAUAGCAUGCUGAAGCGCUGUAGAUUUAUACCCUCCCUUGCCAUGCACUAACCUGCCAUAUAGACACGCCUUUAGAAAGGGUUUUGUGGCAACAGCUUGCACUUAACAACUUUGACUAUUGAAGCUGUAAUAGGUAUCCUUCUCCUCCCCCCCUUUUCCAAAUACUAUUAUCUUGUACUGGAAGUGCUUAAAUUACCUCUCAGAUCUUGGGGUUAUGUUGACUGUCAGUCAUGAGAAGGAACAUGCCAAAACCUUUCAGUACUAUUUAAAACUAAGAUUAUAUCUCAGAAAGGGAAGUAAGCCUUUUCUUGUAAAAUACUUGUUAAGUUUAUGAUCAUGCAUAUUUGCUGUUAGCUAUAAAAACUACUACAUUUAUCCCUUUAAAGAGACUGUUGGCCCCAACACUAGAUUUUUAAAGCAAGGAUUUACCAAGCUUAAAUCACGUAUCUAUAUAUUUUAUCUGCUAUUGUUAGAGGUUACAGUUAGGAUUAUUAGAAUUCAAGAUAUUAGAAGAAUAGUUCUAUUUUGCAUUUUGUUUACUUUGUGGAUUUUUUAGCUCUUUGUGUAGAGUUCCACUGUCUCUCCCUGAAUAGUUGAUCAGGCUCACCUCUUGUGGGUUGUGUGUAUAGCAAUGGAGAGGAGAAGCAACUUUUGGAAAGGUAGCUGAAACAUUAGAAAAGCUGUCAGGAGGUACUUGAGACUAUUUGAAUGCACUUGAAGUUGAACAGAUCAAGUUGGUGGUGUCCCUUUAAUAUAAAAUAACUUGUUUUUAAAAGCUGGUUUUAGUUCAUACCUUUGCAGUAAUGGAAGCUGAAACAAUAUUGCCCUACUGCAUGAGAAACAAAGUGAAAAUUUAGUCUAUUCACUGUCCAAGCUGAGUGAAGUGCAGAAAAAAAUUGCAAAAAUGAAGAAAAGGUAAAAAUGAAAUGCUAAACUUCAGAAGAAAAAAGAAUGUUAUUGCAUUCCAUGGAUUUCUUGCUUUUUCAGUUUGGCCUUUGUAGUUUUAAAUAUGACCACGCAGAAGCUAAAUACAUAAUGAAAUCAUUUAACUUCUAUAUUUUUCCAAAACCCUUCAACAGAAGUUCACCAGAUGUCAAGUUUGUCUGUCAGAGUUCAAGUAUAGACUUUUUAGCAAACCAAGGAUUUGAUUUUAAUAAAGUUUUUCGCAAUGGAAUCCCAUAUUUAAAUCAGGACGAGGAAAGACAAUUACGGGAGCAGUAUGAUGAAAAACGUUCUCAGGCAAAUGGUGCGGCGACCCUAUCGUACAUUUCCCCUAAUGCCACAAAGUGUCCUGUGACUAUUCCUGAGGAUCAGAAAAAAUUCAUUGAAAGAGUGGUGGAGCAAAUAGAAGAUUUAAUACAGAAUGAAGAAAACAAGAAUUUGCAGUUGGAGCCAUGCACAGGAUUUCAGAGGAAACUAAUUUAUCAGACUUUGAGCUGGAAGUACCCAAAAGGUAUCCAUGUUGAAACUCUGGAGACAGAGAAGAAGGAAAGAUACAUUGUCAUUAGCAAGGUAGAUGAAGAAGAGCGCAAAAGAAGAGAACAGCAGAAACAAGCUAAAGAACAGGAAGAGCUCAGUGAUGCAGUGGGAUUUUCCAGAGUUAUUCAUGCCAUUGCUAAUUCUAAAGGACAUAGCUCUUGUUUUGGCUGUAACAACAAGGGCAAACUUGUUGUUGGACACAACAUGCUACUGGAUGUCAUGCACACUAUCCACCAGUUUUAUUGUCCUCUGCCUGAAGACCUAAGCGAGUUUAAGGAGUUAGCGGCAUGUGUCUUUCCCAGACUAUUGGAUACUAAACUGAUGGCAAGUACGCAACCUUUUAAGGAAAUUAUUAACAACACAUCCCUUGCAGAACUGGAAAAGCGUUUAAAAGAGAUUCCAUUCAACCCUCCUGAAGUUGAAAGUGCAGAAGGGUUUCCAAGUUAUGACACAGCUUCUGAACAACUUCAUGAAGCAGGCUAUGAUGCUUACAUAACAGGACUGUGUUUCAUCUCCAUGGCUAACUACCUAGGUUCAUUUCUCAGUCCUCCGAAAAAUCAUGUAUCUGCUAGAUCAAAACUCAUUGAACCCUUUUUUAACAAGUUAUUUCUUAUGAGGGUAAUGGACAUACCAUAUCUCAAUUUGGAAGGACCAGACUUGCAGCCAAAACGAGACCAUGUUCUUCAUGUUACAUUUCCCAAAGAGUGGAAGACUAGUGAUCUUUACCAGCUUUUCAGUGCCUUUGGUAAUAUUCAGGUAUCUUGGAUUGAUGAUACAUCAGCAUUUGUGUCACUUAGCCAGCCAGAACAAGUACAAAUAGCUGUAAACACCAGCAGGUAUGCUGAAAGUUAUAGGAUCCAGACCUAUGCAGAAUAUGUUGAGAAAAAACAUGAAGAGAAACAGGCAAAAAGAAAGUGGACAGAAGAUAGUUGGAAGGAGAUGGAGAGAAAGCGGUUAAAAACGCAAUACACACCAUACAUUCCCCAGAGUCGGUACUACUGUGGUAACAGUUUUACAGCUACCAGCACAAUGGGAAAAAGAAGUAUGAGUCCUAUUCAAGAGGAAACUGGCUCUGAUGAUAUGGAAGAGAGAGAAAUCCAAGAAACAGAGCUUGAUGAAACAGAUUGCUAUGCAGAGUCUGUUCCAGAGGGAAGGAAGAGAGCCAAAAAGUUCAAAAAAGUCAAGAAAGAGCAAGAUCCAACAGGAAGCAUCACAAGUGGUUCCACAGCACUCUUUGAAGUUCCUGACACGUGGUAGCCAACAUCUGUAUUAAUAAAAAGUGAAGCUGAUUCAAAGCAAUUGCAAGAGUAUACCACUUGGAAGCCAUACUUUAUUUAAAUAAAAAGUGGUGUUGAAAAAUAAGUAUGUCUCCUGAAAAUCAGUUUAAUUUUUUUAAACUGUCUACUGAACAAUCACUGUCAGUUUUACUCGUGUAUUAACUAGUUUACAAUUCUGUCUGUUGAUCAUGUGAAAACUUUGCUGUCGUAAACAAUGUUAGAUUUAAGAAGCAAGACUAAACAUGUUUUGGUCACCUGUUAUGGCAUGUUGGCUAUGAAAUGUACAAAAAGAAUCAGCACUAUUAAGAAUUUUGUUAGGCUGUUUCUUGUGCUUGAGGGGAGUUAUCACAUAAGUCUUCUCAUCUUCAGAUGUUCCGGCGAUAUCAGUAGUCCUGAACAGAUAAACCUCAGUAUCGGUUACUGCUUUCUACCAGUUACCCUGGAAACCUUACAGUGUUGUCCUUUUUCCUCAGUAGGAAGACUUCAGCCAGUAUCUGUCUGGAAACUAAUCCUACACAUAUAUAUCCUUUUGUUCUCUUGGAAAAAUUUAACUUAUACUUUCCUUAAAAAAAAAAAAAAAAGAAAGAAAGAAAGAAGAAAGAAAGAAAGAAAUUAAUGUUGGGAGGAGGUGGGUUUUCUUUUCUGUUUUCACUCAAGUCUUGAUCUGGUUUUCCAUGGUUUGUGUUUUUUGUAAAAAUGUUUUUGAAACCUGUGACAAACCUGCAAACUGUACCAGCCCUUUAUUCAUUUACAAAAAAUCUGCUUUGGUAGAUUUCAGAAACUUUGAUAUUUAACAUUUUUGUAUCAUGGAAAUAAAAAUGAAAAAUGUAUUUCCAUAAAAUGAAAAUAAAAAACAUUUUCUUAGGA